Molecule: messenger RNA, 1193 nt
Organism: Durusdinium trenchii
Lineage: Eukaryota; Dinophyceae; Suessiales; Symbiodiniaceae
Source: the annotation of a GenBank genome assembly
GUCAGCAUCAAGUCGGUGGAGUUGACCAUCAUCGACAAGGCUUACGACAUGGGCUGGAUGAAGCCAAGCCCACCAGCCAACCGAACCGAAAAGAGGGUGGUCAUUGUUGGAUCUGGGCCCUGUGGCCUGGCUGCGGCGGAUCAGCUCAACAAGAUGGGUCACCGUGUGACCGUGCUGGAGCGCGCUGAUCGGAUUGGAGGUCUGAUGAUGUAUGGCGUGCCCAACAUGAAGACUGACAAGGUGGAUGUUGUCCAGAGACGUGUGAACAUCAUGAAGCAGGAGGGUGUGACCUUUAUCACCGGCCCUGCUGGUCGUGUGGCUGAAAGCGCCCAGGAGGCCAGUAUCGAAGGCACCAACAUGGGCCCACGGGCGGCGCAGCUCCUUGAGGAGUAUGAUGCUGUGCUGUUGGCGGUGGGCUCCACUGUGGCCCGAGACAUGCAGAACGUCCCUGGGCGUGACUUGAGCGGUGUUCACCUUGCAAUGGACUACUUGACCUACAACACGAAGGCCCUGUUGGAUGGCGGCGAUGUGGGCAGCAAGUGGCGGCGCUGGUGGGGUGCCAAGAAGAAUGGAACCGACCCCAAGACGCUGGAUGCAAAGGACAAGAAGGUCAUCGUCAUCGGAGGCGGAGACACUGGAAAUGACUGCAUUGGAACUGCCGUGAGACAGGGUGCGAAGUCAGUGAUCAAUCUGGAGCUCAUGCCACAGCCACCCAAGCAGCGUGCCCCGAACAAUCCUUGGCCUCACUGGCCUUUGGUGUUCAAGGUGGACUAUGGACAUGAAGAGGCCGCUCCGUUGAACGGCAACAAAGACAUCCGAGAGUAUGGAGCUCUCACGAAGGAAUUUUUGGAUGACGGCCAUGGCAACUUGAAGGGCAUCAAAAUGGUGAAUGUGAGAUGGGAGAAGAUUGACGGUCAAAUGCGCAUGAUGGAACAGCCAGGGAGCGAGAAGAUCCUGGAGGCGGACCUGAUCCUCCUGGCCCUGGGAUUCUUAGGCCCCGAGAACCCACUGGCCAAUGCCUUCGGAGUCGACAUGGAUGAGAGGGGGAACUACAAGGCCCUCUAUCAGAAGAGCGAAGGAGAUUUCCAGACGUCCAAUCCGAAGGUCUUUGCUGCAGGAGAUUGCAGACGGGGCCAGUCCCUGGUCGUCUGGGCAAUCAAGGAAGGCCGAGAUGCCGCCGAUGCUGUAAACAG